This is a messenger RNA of Plectropomus leopardus (leopard coralgrouper), 1730 nucleotides long. It is a transcript of the gene rh50, whose product is annotated as Rh50-like protein. Gene Ontology annotation, molecular function: ammonium channel activity. NCBI's taxonomy places the organism in Eukaryota, Metazoa, Chordata, Actinopteri, Perciformes, Serranidae. Gene Ontology annotation, biological process: ammonium homeostasis; ammonium transmembrane transport. The record is from RefSeq and is a predicted model, not a curated record. Gene Ontology annotation, cellular component: plasma membrane.
CAUUUGUCCCAAAGAGGCAUCAGGAUGAAGACGCAGUCAACCAGCCUGCGAGUGAGAUUACCUGUGUUUUUGUUUGUCACACAGGUGAUUAUGGUCGCUUUGUAUGCUGCCUUUGUUACAUAUGAUGAGCACGCGGACGCCAGAUUUCAGACCAACAGGACUAACCCCAUGGACAACGCAGUGUACAGGGACUAUCCCGUUUUUACAGACGUACAGGUCAUGAUAUUCCUCGGCUUUGGGUGUUUGCUGGCUUUUUUCAGACUGUAUGGCUUUGGAGGGAUGGUGUUUAACUUCCUCACAGCUACUUUUGCAAUCCAGUGGGCCAUUCUGGUGCAGGGGUACUUCCAGUUCAGCCAUGAUGGUAAGAUCCACCUUGGGGUGAUCAACCUCAUCAAUGCAGAGUUCGCCUGUGCUGUGGUGCUGAUAUCUUUUGGGGCAGUGCUGGGGAAGACGAGCCCGCUGCAGCUGCUGGUCAUGGCUCUGCUGGAAGUGCCGGUGUUUGCAGUCACAGAAUGGGCCGUGCUCAAGUAUCUGAAGAUCAAUGACGCAGGAGGAUCCAUCCUGAUUCACCUGUUUGCCUGUUAUUUUGGCUUGGGCGUCACUUUUGUGCUGUACAGACCUCGCCUAAACGAAGGCCACGCGAAGGAGAGCACCAGCUACCAGUCUGACAUCCUGUCUGUGAUGGGGACCUUGUUCCUUUGGGUGUUUUGGCCCUCCUUCAACUCGGCAUUGACCCUGAAAGGAGACGACCAGCACAGAGCCAUCCUCCACACCUUCAUCAGCCUCAGUGCCUCAACGCUCACAGCCUUCGCUCUCUCUGCCCUGCUGAGCAAGAAAGGUAAGAUCACCAUGGCGGAUGUUCAGAACGUGACGCUGGCUGGAGGAGUGACAGUCGGGGCAUCUGUAGAUAUGAUGAUAACGCCUGCAGCUGCAUACGCUCUGGGGAUGAUGGGCGGCACUGCAUGCAUGCUCGGCUACAAAUACUUGAGCCCCCUCCUGGCACGGCGCCUCAGGAUCCAGGAUCAGUGUGGAAUACAUAAUUUGCACGGCCUAACAGGACUUAUAUCCUGUGCUGCAGGGAUAUGUGCUAUACUGAUGGCUACUGAAGAGAUGUACGGCCCCAGUUUGUAUGAGAUCUUUACCCACAGAGCACCAAUGGAGGGAGACCCUAAACUGCAAGAGCUCCAGAUGUUAAUCCCCGGUUUACAGCCGGGGUUGGGGAGGACUGCCCGGGAACAGGCUCUCUUCCAGGUCGCAGCUAUUUUCUCCACCAUCGGGGUAUCAGCUCUGGGAGGCAUCCUCACUGGCUUCGUCUUGAAGCUGCCGUACUUCGCAGCACCAUCUGAUGAUUUGUGUUUUGAUGACGAGCUGUUUUUCGAUGUUCCUCCAGACUAUGAUUCACCACUUAAACUCAAUAACACAAUUACAACUGAGGAUUCGGCUGCCUGAAAAGCAGCAGCCAAAUGUGGUCAACACAUUUGACUGCAGAAAAAAAUGUAAAUAAGCCUUUAUUUGUCUUUAUAAGUAGUGGAAUUUACCAUCACUCAACAGUGUGUUACAGUAACUUUAAUUAAAUGUUUUUACCCAUUACAUUGUAAAUAAGAUCAUUAAUAAUGAAAAACAAUACUUGUGCAGUGACACUGUCCAACACUGUCUAAUACAACCACUAAUGGUGUUAUUUAUUGUCUGACAUGCAAACGUGAAAGGAGACUGAGUGUUCUAGCUUUUUU